AAAAACCCAGCACACACCACAAAAACAUGUAGAAAAAGGAAGGAACAAAAUCAAAAAAAAAAAAAAAAAAUGGAAAACUGAAAGAGAAAACUCGAGCACAAAAGAGCCGUUGGCGAGCACUGAGCUGAGUCCUGUUUAAAAUCUCGACAAAAAAGAAAUAAAACAAAAAGUUUACACACUUGCCAUGCCAUGCCAUCCAGAUAUAUAUAUGUAUAUGUGCUAUAUAUGUAUAGUAUAUAUGUACAAGUGCCUUGAGCAGUGCGCAGGCAGGCGAACAACGAGCGGAGCCAAGUCCAAAGAAAGUUUUACAUAAGUUCUCCCUCCUCAAUCAGGCACCUUUUUUUGUAUAGUUUUUUUUUCGUGAGUGUGACCCAAAAACAAAAAUAAUCAAAGAGAAGGAAGAGGAAAAGGCACCGAGGAGAAGAAGAAGAAGAUGAAGAGGCCAGCAGGAAACACAAAAGUCAAAUAAACUACAUAGCCUGGCUAUGCAAGUAUAUAAAGUAUAUAAAGUGGCUUAUGUGUGUGUUUAAGUGUGUGAAAAAGAGUUUCAAAAAAGCGGCAUCAUGGGAAUCUGCUUGAAUACAGCCCUUUUUUUGUCUUGAAUUUCGGCUCUUAAUUUGUAUUUUUUUUUCGUGUAAAAGCGCGUGUUUGCCAUGGCGUAUACUUGAUGUGGCCGCACCAGCAACGAUUGCGUAUACGCCUAGUGAGCCCCUCUCUGUGUGAGUGAGUGCCUCCGUUUGUGUGUGUGAGUGUGUGUUUGUGUGAGUGUGCGUCACACACAACGUGUUACGCAGAGUAACCGAUAGCCCUUCGUCCCCCUUUCGCAACCGUUGGAAAUUCUUGGUUUGUUGUUUAGACCGAAAAGUGCUCGGAAAAGUAGGCAACGAAAAUGGUUACAACAAAUUGCAGGGCACACACUCGCACACGAACACACAUAACACACACCAGACACACCACACACACCACACAAACACACACAUGAGAACCAGAAUUUAUUUGGGAUAUGGAAAAAAAAUAAGAAGCAGCAGUAGAAGAAGCAGAAGCAGAAGUUGACUAUAUAUGUGUGUGCCGCGGACUUUCGAUUUUUCGUGACUCGGUUUCUUGUGUGUGCUCUCGAGUGUCCUUUGUUGUUGCUCCUUUCUGUUGUUGCUGUUGGCGAUGUGCCCCCUUUCUGCCCCACCAUCGCCCCUCCCCGCCAUCCAACUCCACUCUGCGGAAUUCGCCUGCUGUUUAGGUUAUGUGUAUCUGGCAUGUCCUUUUUAGCCUGCCUUUCCUUUUUGGAGCGCGCAUAUGCGCUAGCACGAAACGAAACCAAACGAAACGAAACUCAACACAACACAAUUCAACUUAACUCGCCUCGAAAAUCAAGUGGCAGGGGGCAAGCUGGCGAACUCAGUCAGUCAGUCAGUCAGUCAGUCAGUCAGUCAGUCAGCCAUUCAGUCAGUCAGUCAGUCGGUCGGUCCUUCGGUCGGUCUGUCACUCAGUCAGUCAGUCAGUUGGGCGCCUUGCUAACUGGCUCUGGGAACAAAACGCAACGUUUGAAGAAAAUUUUUGGCAACACGUCGCGUCGUCUUGGUUGUUGUUAACCACAUCCUGCUAACGCCAAAAACCCAAAUAAAAUUCAACCCAAAUACGCAAUAAUAAUACAAAUUAAACAAACAAAGCAAAACAAAACAAAAAAGCUAAGAAAAUACAAAACAAAAAAAGCAAAAAAAAAAAAAAAACAAACAACAAAUUCAUCUUCUACUUGUUCUACCGCUUCAACUUUAUUCGUCUUCGUCUCCGUAAUAAAUAUAUAAUUAUACAUAUAUAUAUGCAUAUGUGUGUGAGUGCGUCGCGUGUGUGUUGGUGUCUGUAAAUGUGUGAGCCACAACAAAUACAACAACAGCAGCAGCCAGAGCCAGAGCAACAAACACAGCAACAGCAGCAGCAACAACAACAACAACAACAGUAGUUAACAGCAGCAACAAUUCUUAGCAGCAACAAAAAUACCAGCAAGCAACUCCACAACAAAAGCAACAAAAAACAACAAUAACAACCACAAUAGCAGACACAAUAAUAGCAUCAGCGGAUAGAGCGAGCAGCCAAGCACAAUAUCGAUUGACAUCGAUUAACGCAUCGUGCUAAGCGGCGGGCGCUAAUCGAACAUGGCGCCUCGGAUAUAGUUGUAGCUUUAAUGUAGCAGGCGACAUCCAUGUGCCUCAUGCCUUGGAAAUCUAAGGCUCUCAUCGUUGGCCGCAUAGACAAUGACAGAAGAUUCCGACUCGAUAUCUGAGGAAGAACGCAGUUUGUUCCGUCCCUUUACCCGCGAAUCAUUGGUGCAAAUCGAACAACGCAUUGCCGCUGAACAUGAAAAGCAGAAGGAGCUGGAAAGAAAGAGAGCCGAGGGAGAGGUGCCGCAAUAUGGUCGCAAGAAAAAACAAAAAGAAAUCCGAUAUGAUGACGAGGACGAGGAUGAAGGUCCACAACCGGAUCCUACACUUGAACAGGGUGUGCCAAUACCUGUUCGAUUGCAGGGCAGCUUCCCGCCGGAAUUGGCCUCCACUCCUCUCGAGGAUAUCGAUCCCUACUACAGCAAUGUACUGACAUUCGUAGUUGUAAGCAAAGGAAAAGAUAUUUUUCGCUUUUCUGCAUCAAAAGCAAUGUGGCUGCUCGAUCCAUUCAAUCCGAUACGUCGUGUGGCCAUUUACAUUCUAGUGCAUCCAUUAUUUUCCCUAUUCAUCAUCACCACAAUUCUCGUCAACUGCAUCCUGAUGAUAAUGCCGACAACGCCCACGGUUGAGUCCACUGAGGUGAUAUUCACCGGAAUCUACACAUUUGAAUCAGCUGUUAAAGUGAUGGCACGAGGUUUCAUUUUAUGCCCGUUUACGUAUCUUAGAGAUGCAUGGAAUUGGCUGGACUUCGUAGUAAUAGCUUUAGCUUAUGUGACCAUGGGUAUAGAUUUAGGUAAUCUGGCAGCCCUGCGAACGUUUAGGGUGUUGCGAGCGCUUAAAACCGUAGCCAUUGUGCCAGGCUUGAAGACCAUCGUGGGUGCCGUCAUCGAGUCGGUGAAGAAUCUGCGCGAUGUGAUAAUCCUGACCAUGUUCUCCCUCUCGGUUUUCGCGCUGAUGGGACUGCAGAUCUACAUGGGCGUGCUCACGCAGAAGUGCAUCAAGAAGUUCCCGCUGGACGGCUCCUGGGGCAACCUGACCGAUGAGAACUGGGACUACCACAACCGGAACAGCUCCAAUUGGUAUUCGGAGGACGAGGGCAUCUCAUUUCCACUGUGCGGCAACAUAUCCGGCGCGGGGCAAUGCGAUGACGACUACGUGUGCCUGCAGGGGUUUGGACCGAAUCCGAACUAUGGUUACACCAGCUUCGACUCGUUCGGAUGGGCCUUCCUCUCCGCUUUCCGGCUGAUGACACAGGACUUCUGGGAGGACCUGUACCAGCUGGUGUUGCGCGCCGCCGGACCAUGGCACAUGCUGUUCUUUAUAGUCAUCAUCUUCCUAGGUUCAUUCUAUCUUGUGAAUUUGAUUUUGGCCAUUGUUGCCAUGUCGUAUGACGAAUUGCAAAAGAAGGCCGAAGAAGAAGAGGCUGCCGAAGAGGAGGCGAUACGUGAAGCUGAGGAGGCUGCCGCCGCCAAAGCGGCCAAGCUGGAGGAGCGGGCCAAUGCGCAGGCUCAGGCAGCAGCGGAUGCGGCUGCCGCCGAAGAGGCUGCACUGCAUCCGGAGAUGGCCAAGAGCCCGACGUAUUCUUGCAUCAGCUAUGAGCUGUUUGUUGGCGGCGAGAAGGGCAACGAUGACAACAACAAGGAGAAGAUGUCCAUUCGCAGCGUCGAGGUGGAGUCGGAGUCGGUGAGCGUUAUACAAAGACAACCAGCACCUACCACAGCACACCAAGCUACCAAAGUUCGUAAAGUGAGCACGACAUCCUUAUCCUUACCUGGUUCACCGUUUAACAUACGCAGGGGAUCACGUAGUUCUCACAAGUACACGAUACGGAACGGACGUGGCCGCUUUGGUAUACCCGGUAGCGAUCGCAAACCGUUGGUAUUGUCAACAUAUCAGGACGCCCAGCAGCACUUGCCCUAUGCGGACGACUCGAAUGCCGUCACCCCGAUGUCCGAGGAGAACGGAGCUAUCAUAGUGCCCGUAUAUUACGGCAACCUAGGCUCUCGACACUCAUCGUACACCUCGCAUCAGUCCCGAAUAUCGUAUACCUCACAUGGCGAUCUACUCGGCGGCAUGGCCGUCAUGGGCGUCAGCACAAUGACCAAGGAGAGCAAAUUGCGCAACCGUAACACACGCAAUCAAUCAGUGGGCGCCACAAAUGGCGGCACCACCUGCCUGGACACCAAUCACAAGCUCGAGCAUCGCGAUUACGAAAUCGGUCUGGAGUGCACGGACGAAGCUGGCAAGAUUAAACAUCAUGACAAUCCUUUUAUCGAGCCCGUCCAGACACAAACGGUGGUCGACAUGAAAGAUGUGAUGGUCCUGAAUGACAUCAUCGAACAGGCCGCUGGUCGGCACAGUCGGGCUAGCGAUCGCGGUGUCUCCGUUUACUAUUUCCCAACAGAAGACGAUGACGAGGAUGGGCCGACGUUCAAGGACAAGGCACUCGAAGUGAUCCUCAAAGGCAUCGAUGUGUUUUGUGUGUGGGACUGUUGCUGGGUUUGGUUGAAAUUUCAGGAGUGGGUCUCGCUGAUCGUCUUCGAUCCCUUCGUCGAGCUCUUCAUCACGCUCUGCAUUGUGGUGAACACGAUGUUCAUGGCGAUGGACCACCACGAUAUGAACAAGGAGAUGGAGCGCGUGCUCAAGAGUGGCAACUAUUUCUUCACCGCCACCUUCGCCAUCGAGGCCACCAUGAAGCUGAUGGCCAUGAGCCCCAAGUACUAUUUCCAGGAGGGCUGGAACAUCUUCGACUUCAUCAUCGUGGCGCUUUCGCUUUUGGAACUGGGCUUAGAAGGCGUCCAGGGCCUGUCCGUCUUGCGCUCGUUUCGAUUGCUGCGUGUAUUCAAAUUGGCCAAGUCUUGGCCAACACUUAAUUUACUCAUUUCGAUUAUGGGACGCACCAUGGGCGCUUUGGGUAAUCUGACAUUUGUACUUUGCAUUAUCAUCUUCAUCUUUGCGGUGAUGGGAAUGCAACUGUUCGGAAAGAAUUAUCAUGAUCACAAGGACCGCUUCCCAGAUGGAGACCUUCCCCGAUGGAACUUCACCGACUUCAUGCACAGCUUUAUGAUCGUGUUCCGGGUUCUCUGCGGAGAGUGGAUCGAGUCCAUGUGGGACUGCAUGUACGUGGGCGAUGUCUCGUGCAUUCCCUUCUUCUUGGCCACCGUUGUCAUCGGCAAUCUUGUGGUACUUAACCUUUUCUUAGCCUUGCUUUUGUCCAAUUUUGGCUCAUCUAGCUUAUCAGCGCCGACUGCCGAUAACGAUACGAAUAAAAUAGCCGAGGCCUUCAAUCGAAUUGGCCGAUUUAAAAGUUGGGUUAAGCGUAAUAUUGCUGAUUGUUUCAAGUUAAUACGUAACAAAUUGACAAAUCAAAUAAGUGAUCAACCAUCAGGUGAGAGGACCAACCAGAUCAGUUGGAUUUGGAGCGAAGAGCAUGGUGACAACGAACUGGAGCUGGGUCACGACGAGAUCCUCGCCGAUGGCCUCAUCAAGAAGGGGAUCAAGGAGCAGACGCAACUGGAAGUGGCCAUCGGGGAUGGCAUGGAGUUCACGAUACACGGCGACAUGAAGAACAACAAGCCGAAGAAAUCCAAAUAUCUAAAUAACGCAACGAUGAUUGGCAACUCAAUUAACCACCAAGACAAUAGACUGGAACACGAGCUAAACCAUAGAGGUUUGUCCUUACAGGACGACGACACUGCCAGCAUUAACUCAUAUGGUAGCCAUAAGAAUCGACCAUUCAAGGACGAGAGCCACAAGGGCAGCGCCGAGACGAUGGAGGGCGAGGAGAAGCGGGACGCCAGCAAGGAGGAUUUAGGUCUCGACGAGGAACUGGACGAGGAGGGCGAAUGCGAGGAGGGCCCGCUCGACGGUGAUAUCAUUAUUCAUGCACACGACGAGGAUAUACUCGAUGAAUAUCCAGCUGAUUGCUGCCCCGAUUCGUACUAUAAGAAAUUUCCGAUCUUAGCCGGUGACGAUGACUCGCCGUUCUGGCAAGGAUGGGGCAAUUUACGACUGAAAACUUUUCAAUUAAUUGAAAAUAAAUAUUUUGAAACAGCUGUUAUCACUAUGAUUUUAAUGAGUAGCUUAGCUUUGGCAUUAGAAGAUGUACAUCUGCCACAAAGACCCAUACUGCAGGAUAUUUUAUACUAUAUGGACAGAAUAUUUACGGUUAUAUUCUUCUUGGAAAUGUUAAUCAAGUGGUUGGCGCUCGGCUUCAAAGUGUACUUCACCAACGCGUGGUGUUGGCUCGAUUUCGUGAUUGUCAUGGUAUCGCUUAUCAACUUCGUUGCUUCACUUGUUGGAGCUGGUGGUAUUCAAGCCUUCAAGACUAUGCGAACGUUAAGAGCACUGAGACCACUACGUGCCAUGUCCCGUAUGCAGGGCAUGAGGGUCGUCGUUAAUGCGCUGGUACAAGCUAUACCGUCCAUCUUCAAUGUGCUAUUGGUGUGUCUAAUAUUUUGGCUAAUUUUUGCCAUAAUGGGUGUACAGCUUUUUGCUGGAAAAUAUUUUAAGUGCGAGGACAUGAACGGCACGAAGCUCAGCCACGAGAUCAUACCAAAUCGCAAUGCCUGCGAGAGCGAGAACUACACGUGGGUGAAUUCAGCAAUGAAUUUCGAUCAUGUAGGUAACGCGUAUCUGUGCCUUUUCCAAGUGGCCACCUUCAAAGGCUGGAUACAAAUCAUGAACGAUGCUAUCGAUUCACGAGAGGUGGACAAACAACCAAUUCGUGAAACGAACAUCUACAUGUAUUUAUAUUUCGUAUUCUUCAUCAUAUUUGGAUCAUUUUUCACACUCAAUCUGUUCAUUGGUGUUAUCAUUGAUAAUUUUAAUGAGCAAAAGAAAAAAGCAGGUGGAUCAUUAGAAAUGUUCAUGACAGAAGAUCAGAAAAAGUACUAUAAUGCUAUGAAAAAGAUGGGCUCUAAAAAACCAUUAAAAGCCAUUCCAAGACCAAGGUGGCGACCACAAGCAAUAGUCUUUGAAAUAGUAACCGAUAAGAAAUUCGAUAUAAUCAUUAUGUUAUUCAUUGGUCUGAACAUGUUCACCAUGACCCUCGAUCGUUACGAUGCGUCGGACACGUACAACGCGGUCCUAGACUAUCUCAAUGCGAUAUUCGUAGUUAUUUUCAGUUCCGAAUGUCUAUUAAAAAUAUUCGCUUUACGAUAUCACUAUUUUAUUGAGCCAUGGAAUUUAUUUGAUGUAGUAGUUGUCAUUUUAUCCAUCUUAGGUCUCGUACUUAGCGAUAUUAUCGAGAAGUACUUCGUGUCGCCGACGCUGCUCCGUGUGGUGCGUGUGGCGAAGGUUGGCCGAGUCCUUCGACUGGUCAAGGGAGCCAAGGGCAUCAGGACACUGCUAUUCGCGUUGGCCAUGUCGCUGCCGGCCCUCUUCAACAUCUGCCUGCUGCUGUUCCUGGUCAUGUUCAUCUUCGCCAUCUUCGGCAUGUCGUUCUUCAUGCACGUGAAGGAGAAGAGCGGCAUCAACGAUGUCUACAACUUCAAGACCUUUGGCCAGAGCAUGAUCCUGCUCUUUCAGAUGUCGACCUCAGCCGGUUGGGAUGGUGUACUGGACGCCAUUAUCAAUGAGGAAGCAUGCGAUCCACCCGACAACGACAAAGGCUAUCCGGGCAAUUGUGGUUCAGCGACCGUUGGAAUAACGUUUCUCCUCUCAUACCUAGUUAUAAGCUUUUUGAUAGUUAUUAAUAUGUACAUUGCUGUCAUUCUCGAGAACUAUAGUCAGGCCACCGAGGACGUGCAGGAGGGUCUGACCGACGACGACUACGACAUGUACUACGAGAUCUGGCAGCAGUUCGAUCCGGAGGGCACCCAGUACAUACGCUACGAUCAGCUGUCCGAAUUCCUGGACGUGCUGGAGCCCCCGCUGCAGAUCCACAAGCCGAACAAGUACAAGAUCAUAUCGAUGGACAUACCCAUCUGUCGCGGCGACCUCAUGUACUGUGUCGACAUCCUCGACGCCCUAACGAAAGACUUCUUUGCGCGCAAGGGCAAUCCGAUUGAGGAGACGGGCGAGAUUGGUGAGAUAGCCGCCCGUCCGGACACCGAGGGCUACGAACCGGUCUCAUCGACGCUGUGGCGCCAGCGUGAGGAGUACUGUGCCCGCCUCAUCCAGCACGCCUGGCGGAAGCACAAGGCGCGCGGAAGCGGUGGCGACGGCGGUGGGUCCUUCGAGCCGGAUCCUGAACAGGGGGAUCAUCAGGGUGGCGGCGGCAACGGCGGCGAACCGGAGGCCGGAGCUCCGGCGCCCGGUGAUGCGGCGGAUGGCGAGGCUCCAACCGAUGGAGAGGCUCAUCCGGCUGUUAAUGGUAAUGGAACUGGUAAUGGAAAUGUGAAUGUGAAUAUGAAUGGCAAUGGAACUGGCGAUGGAGCUGCCGGUGCCGACGAGAGCAAUGUAAAUAGUCCGAUUGAGGAUGCAGUAGCGGCGGCAGCAGCAGCAGCAGUGGCGACGGCGGCGGGAGCGGUGACGACGACGACGACGGCGGCGGGAAGUCCCGGAGCGGGCAGCGCCGGACGACAGACGGCCGUUCUCGUGGAGAGCGACGGGUUCGUGACGAAGAACGGCCACAAGGUGGUCAUCCACUCGCGAUCGCCGAGCAUCACGUCGCGCACGGCGGAUGUCUGAGCCAGGCCUCGCCCCCCUCCAAGAUGCACGCGAGUAUUAGCAUGAGUACGAGUGUUGGAUGUUGCACGUUGCACGCGGCAUUUGGCUCGUGGUUGCACGUGGCACGUCCAGCGUUGCAAGCUAACAACAACAGCGAACAUGGCGAACAACAAGCAUAAUUUUCUGCUAUAUAUAAUGAAAAGUACAACCAUACAAAAACAAAACAACAAUAACAACAACCAAAAAUACAUCAAGAGUACAACAAGCAACAACAACAACAGCAACCGAUGUAAUAACAAAGGAGAUGAACAACAACAAGCAACAACAACAACAAAAACAGAACAACACCAGUGUAAUGUCUUUGAGUUACAUACAUAUAUGUAUACCCGCAUUAUUCAGUUAACGAGUCAGCAACCAACAACAAUCAUACUUAAGCUAAAUCGAAAUGUCUAAAUAAUUUGUAAGCAGCUCGUAGUCCAAUCAAUUUAGGCGUUUUUCCAAACAACAACAACAACAACGACAACUAUUGGCCUAAGCAGUCGAAAUGAGAAGAAAAACAUCAAUUCACACACACACACACAAAAACACACACUAACAAAACGCCGACAUACACACAUCUUAACAUGACCAUAAACAAUUAUAAUGCCCCAAAACAAAACAAAUAACUUAAAAGAACGAGCUCUAAAAAUUGUAUUUGCCAGUAGUGGGACAACAAACAAAAAAACAACACGCUUGAUUUAAUUAACUACUUACCAAAACCAAAAAAGCAAAUAACAAACAAACAGAAAACGAAGAGAAAUACGAGCGUUUAACGGUAAAGGUAAGGGAGCAGAAGCAAAACCACAAAAAAAAACAAAUCCCCCAAAAGCAACAUUCCUAAAUAAGCAAGAUGAACCCUUUUAACUUAUUCUAAACGAGAUGAGAACACCAAUUUGCAUAGUUUGUAUUGUACAUUUAUCCAGCUUAAUAUUGAAAACCAAAGGGAGUAAAUCAAAAGCGGACCCGAAACAAGUAACUAAAGCAACACCAAUAAAAAAAUACCGCCUGAACUGCCAUUGAAAGCAAUACGAACCAAAGAAAAAAAAAAUAUAACAGAAAGAAAAGAAAGAAAAACAAAAG
Molecule: messenger RNA, 9884 nt
Organism: Drosophila ficusphila
Lineage: Eukaryota; Metazoa; Arthropoda; Insecta; Diptera; Drosophilidae
Gene: para
Product: sodium channel protein para
Exons: 32
Coding region: 2247-8786 (2179 amino acids)
Biological process (GO): sodium ion transmembrane transport; membrane depolarization during action potential; neuronal action potential
Cellular component (GO): voltage-gated sodium channel complex; plasma membrane
Molecular function (GO): voltage-gated sodium channel activity; calcium ion binding
Source: RefSeq, a predicted model, not a curated record